Messenger RNA from Xyrauchen texanus (razorback sucker), 2454 nucleotides. RefSeq names its product transmembrane protein 275-like. NCBI's taxonomy places the organism in Eukaryota, Metazoa, Chordata, Actinopteri, Cypriniformes, Catostomidae. The record is from RefSeq and is a predicted model, not a curated record. The transcript is spliced from 2 exons. The coding region runs from base 416 to 1066 and encodes 216 amino acids.
UACUUUAUGCUUUAAAUCUGCCUAAAACUCGUUUCUUGAAAUAAACCUUGUCGCUCUAUUACUCGAACACAGCGUGUGGAACAGGACUGACGACGAUGUGUAUUGGUGACAGGAGUGUUGUUACAGCACGCGCUCUGAGGCGAAGAUGAGUCGGGCAGCUGUGGCGGAUGACAGCGGAACCCGCGUGAAAGACUUCGUACUUCGUCGCAGCGUCUUUUUGAAGAAGGUGUUUUAGAUUUAACGGAGACGACGUGUUUCGUUAGUAAAGGAAGACCUCUAUCAAGCCUGUGUAAUUCCCCUGCACGUCGAUUGAUAAGCGGUAUCCCCCUGCUGUGUGUAAAGCAAGCACUCAUGAAGAAACAAUGCUCUUCUUCACCAGUUUGCUGAUGGAGUUGUAACUGUGACCCUUGAAGAUAUGGUUUGCAGUGAGCAGAGUUCUGGCAUGUCAGUGCCCAAAAAGGAGACCCAGAGCCGAAAGAAGAGGAAAUCCCGUCCUCAGGGUCUUCCCUCUCCAGCCUUGUGCUGUGCAUGUGGAUUGUGCAUUAUGUUGGCAGGCAUCAACAUCACCUUGGUGGGCGCCUUUGCCUUUAGCACUCUUGUGCCCUCCAGCAAUCCUCCAAUCAUCAUCGGACCUAUACUUCUACUGGUGGCAUUCUCCUUCUUCGGGGCUUGUUGCAUCUGCAGUCGGUUGCCUCCUCCUCAAAGCUCUCGCCGGUCCAAGGGAGGUGGUGGUUUGGGCUUCAUGGGUCGAGGGGCAGGUGGGUUGGGUGGAGGUGCAGCAUUUGAGAUCGAAACCAGUGAGCACACGAUGCAGGACACCACAGCCGUGCAGCUCAGUCCCACCAACUCACCCUGCUCCUCUCACGCGUCCAGUCCAGAGAGAGAGGCUCUGGCCAAUGCCGCCAAUGCGACCGUUCCUGCCCCGGAAUAUGUCCCUCCAAAAGCCUGCAAGCUCUUCACCAUGGAGUCAAAUGGACCCAAUUCUGCUUUGGCAGCAUUUUCGGCUUCUACAGGGGGUGGUGGGGCGGUCCGACUCACUUUGCCCUCAGACUGCACCGCCACGUAAGGCUGCCAGUUUAGGUUGCUCUCUGGAGAAAGGCUGGUAUUACGUUGUGUAAAUAGGUUUGCAGAGGGGUCAACAACACUUUGUGUGGAGAAUUCUUUGUCACAGCUGGCAUGUGCCAUGAGGUGCAACAACAGAGAACGUUCCUGUGAGGGCCAUGCUAUGUGUGUCUAAUAAAAAUGACAGUUGUAUGUGAGAAUCAUAUGAGGAGCUUUGUAUUCUCUUAUGCUCCCAUACUCGGAGAGAGAGAGCCUUGAAAGUUGAAUCACUAUGGUGUGUUUCACAUAUUCACACUGUGCCACUGUUACUCAGAGCGUUCACAGUUACUGCGCUCAAAAGAGACAGAAUCAGCUGUUGUGUAAAGAUGGCUUUGGAGACGAGCCGAAGAAACAGAACCAGUGGCUCAGCAGAGAGAAACACUGAGGAUUGAAAUGUCAGUGCAAAGACCAAUAAAACAUUCUAUAGUGUGUUAACUGUGUUUUUAAAAUCUGAAUUCAACCAUGGCUAAACUGCCGUGCCAUGGCACAGAUGUUGUAUGUUUUCUCUUAAAUAUGUCAGUGUUUUAAGUCUGUUCAAUGCUAAAUACAUUUGGCUGUGAGUGGUCCUUUUUUGAUGACUCUCCAAGGCCAAGUGCUUUGUUUUUCAGAUGCUCAAAUAAGUUGUGACACUGUGUAAAAUCACUGCCAUUUAAUCACAUGACUCUCGAAAAUGAGGUUACUAAGCAGUGCCGACAAACUGCGGGGUAAAAACAACUCAAUUUCCACAUGGAAAUAAUGCAUUAAGGUUAGAUUUGCCUCACACUGUACAGCAAAAACAACAAAUGUGCAUAUAAGUAUACCCAUUUAUUGAGCUGUACUCCUACUUUAGUUGCAUUUUGUUUGUUGCUGAGGGUUGUGACAUUAUAUAAUGAAGCAACAGCCCAUUUAUCUUGAAAAAAAUAGCCGCAAGCCUUUAUUUUACACUGUGGUUUAUAAUGCUGCCAAGUAAACCAAUAUCUCUCCUAUUCUUGUAAUUGCCAAAGGCUGUUUUCUCACUCUGUAUCCCUCUGUCUUAUGUUUAAUAUUAUAAUAGCAUUACAUAUUUACAACUGCUCACAGUAUUUUCCUCUGAACUGUCUCUCUCUGUUUUACUUCCUUUGCCCUUUGAAACAAGAGCCAGUACUGUUCUUAAACAUGCCCUUCAUCACUGACCUGCGCUGAUGGUUCAAGCCAAACAGUAAAACAAUUUCCGUCAUGUUGAUUCUAGUAGAGAGGUUUGCUAAUGCAACUUUCUUUGACUCUGUGGCAGAGUCGCCAACACACUCGUAUAAAAAGCAAAGGGCAUCAUCCAUUUAUUUUAAACCAUUGCAACAUCAAAGACAGCUUGCAAAAGUAAUGGAGGUUCCAGAUUUC